Molecule: messenger RNA, 1432 nt
Organism: Gilbertella persicaria
Lineage: Eukaryota; Fungi; Mucoromycota; Mucoromycetes; Mucorales; Choanephoraceae
Exons: 6
Coding region: 9-1400 (463 amino acids)
Biological process (GO): mRNA splicing, via spliceosome
Cellular component (GO): nucleus; spliceosomal complex
Molecular function (GO): zinc ion binding; RNA binding
Source: RefSeq, a predicted model, not a curated record
GCACCAUUAUGGAUAACAUUCUUGAAAAGCAGAGAAGUGCGCAUGAAGAUAUUGAGCGUCUUGAACAAGCUAUUGUCAGCCAAUACAUGGAUGAUGCAAAGACACAUCGAGAAAGAUUAUAUAGCGAACACAUUGUCGAUAAAUUCUUGACGCGUAUUGCUGAAAAGAGUGCUUAUCUUGCUGAACUCUAUCAAGACAAGGAUGGACUACGUCAAUCAGAAAUGGAAGCACUAUCAGGAUCUUCUGAAUUUACUGAAUUCUAUGAACGUCUUAAAGUGAUUAAAGAACAUCAUCGUAAAUACCCUCAUGAACCUGUUGAUCCACCAGAAGUUGAGUUUAUCUAUCUUACACAACGAAAAGAAGAAGAUGACUUUGAAGAACUCGAAAAGAUGUUUUCUGGUGAAGAAAGUACAGGCAGAUACUUGGACUUGAAUGAACUGCAUACGAUCUAUAUCAACUUGAAGGGCGUUAAAAAGUUAGACUAUCUUCAAUACUUGGAUGAAUUUGAUGAGUUUGGCAUGUAUCCCAAAUCUAUCAAGACAACAGAAGAAUACAAGUCUUAUUUGAAUCAACUCAAAGACUAUUUGUAUGGAUUCUUUCGUCGUGCAAAACCAUUGUUUGAUCUCAAGUCUUUAGAACAAAAGGCAUGGGAAACGUUUGAUCAGGAAUGGCAACAAGGACAAGUCAAGGGAUGGGAGACACGUCAUGGCUUGUUCUGUGAAGCCUGUCAAAAGCAAUUUACCAAACAGAGUGUGUAUGAUGCUCAUUUGACUGCUAAAAAGCAUAUCAAGGCACAACAGAAAUUACAAGAAGGAAGUGAUAGAGAUGAUAAGCGAAAGAUGAUUGCAUGGACUGAACGAUUGAUUUCGAUUUAUGCUCAGACAUUGGAUGACUUUAGACAAGAAACAAAGGCUAAUGUGGAAAGAAAGCAAGCCUUGACAGACAAAGAAAGAACGCUUGAACAAGAACAAGAACAAGUAGAGAUUGUAGAUCAAGAAUCAGAAGAUGAAGAUGAUGAAAGAAUCUAUAAUCCUCUCAAGUUACCACUUGGUUGGGAUGGCAAACCUAUUCCUUAUUGGUUAUAUAAACUACAUGGUUUAGGUGUUGAAUAUCCCUGUGAGAUUUGUGGUAAUUAUGUAUAUAUGGGCAGAAAGGCGUUUGAUAAGCACUUUCAAGAAUGGAGACAUGCACACGGUAUGCGUUGUUUAGGCAUACCCAAUACACGAUCCUUUCAUGAAAUUACCAAGAUUGAAGAUGCUUAUGCUUUAUAUGAAAAACAAAAGAGAGAAGGUAUUACUGAAGAAAUGAGAGCAGACACAGUUGAAGAAUUUGAAGAUGCAGAAGGCAAUGUCUAUAACAAAAAGACAUAUGAAGACCUUAAGCGACAAGGUAUUCUUUAAAUCUUAUUAGAAUAAAUUUUUCCACCCCCUUU